Molecule: messenger RNA, 1397 nt
Organism: Phaedon cochleariae (mustard beetle)
Lineage: Eukaryota; Metazoa; Arthropoda; Insecta; Coleoptera; Chrysomelidae
Source: the annotation of a GenBank genome assembly
AGUUAACCUUUAACUUUCUUGUCUGAAGAACAUUUUUCAGAAUGCGCUCCUCUAGCAUGGCUGCGUUCCCAAAACGACUUUGUCGAUGUAUAUAGAGCGAUCGAAACCCAAUCAAACCUAUGAACCCCGUUCAUCAUGGAGAUAAUUAUCUUCAGAACAUUAAUAUUAUACCUAAUUAUUGGACACUAUCAUGGAGAAGGUAGUUCUGUAUGCAAAACUGAACGAAAAUGUACAAUCACGAGGGCACAUAAAAUGAAAGCAGCGGACUGCUAUGACAGGCAGUUCAAGAAUUUCCCAAAAUGUCUGGAAAAUGAUGUAGAAGUAAUCGAUCUAUCUUUCAACAGAAUCAGGAAAGUCAGCAGGUCAGACCUGAGCCAGUUCAAGUAUUUAAAAUUCCUGUACUUAUCGGACAAUAUGAUUAACAACCUAGACGAUGAUACUUUUCAAGAUUCCGAAGACUUAACCACACUCGAUUUAUCCUUGAAUGAUUUAUUUAAGUUACCUUCCACCAUUUUCCAAUUGCCGUCUCUGAAGACGCUCUACCUCAGCCAGAACCAGAAUAUGAAUAUUGUUGAUAUGAUGCUCGUACUGAAUAAACCGAUACUGAGCCCGUUGGUACAAAUCGAUCUCAGCUACACAACAUGCGGGGAAAAUAUUUCGGAAUUCCCAAAUUUCGGGCUGUUACCGUUUUUGAUCCAGCUCAAUAUUUCUGGAAACCAGUACUCCACUAUGACCCCUAGGGACUUGAUGGGAUUCUGUAAUUUGCAGAUAUUGAUCAACGAUAAUGUGACAACUGGUUUUGACGAUGCUUGUGAUUGUUGGAAGAUCAACCAUUGGCUGACUGAGAAAAAAGCGAGGUUUUCGAUGUUCCCAUGUACAGUAGAGAAAGCUGAGUGCCUCUAUUCUGAUUUUAAAGAAGAAGAUUUAGCGAUACAUGACCAGUGUAGACAACUAUAUGAAGAUAUACAGAGGCAGUACAAAAUUUGGAAAGUUUCCAUAGGCGUCGGAAUCACUGCAGUGGUUCUCAUUGUAUUGGUUAUCCUCUGCUGUGUAGCCUACAAGAAAAAAUGGUUAUGUAAGAAGAAAACAAAGAAAUCACUGAGAGCUGACGCACCCGACCAUUUGGGACUUAUUCUUAAUAAUCGAAAAAGUAUUCCAAAUGAAUACCAUUUGUGAUAUUUUCUAUAGGUACACAUGUAUAAAAAAUUUGAAGUUCCAAAACUGAACAGAAAAAUGAAAAUGAAUGAACCUACUUGAUGGCCAGUAUGUUUUAUACCUGUGCAAUACAUACUUAUAGAAUGAGUUAAGUUUGUGAUACGAUAUUUAUGUUUUUUUUAUAUAUUUAUUAGCAAUAAGUUGUGUAAUAUUAUUGAAUAAAAUCUUCAAUAAUGCGUAGU